This is a messenger RNA of Fulmarus glacialis (Northern fulmar), 636 nucleotides long. RefSeq names its product chromosome unknown open reading frame, human C17orf64 (gene CHCT1). The record is from RefSeq and is a predicted model, not a curated record. Lineage: Eukaryota; Metazoa; Chordata; Aves; Procellariiformes; Procellariidae. The transcript is spliced from 5 exons. Bases 1 to 636 code for a protein of 211 amino acids.
AUGGAGGAGACGGGCUUUAAGGAUGAAGUGGACAGAGCCAGGUCAAGGGAUGGCAGCAGGGACAGUACGGACAGCCAGACCACAGAGAAGGAUCUGGCUGGCAUAGCGGUGGAGGCAGCCUUUGUAACAGGCAGUGAGAGUGCUCCAGCACAAAAGACUCCACUCAUCUGCUGCGCAGACGGCCUUGAUCAGGACACCUUUAAAAUUUGCAAGGAGUUUUUGAGACCCUUUAAGAAGUCACUUAGGAAACUGCAUUUGCCCCAGCACCUCCCCACAAAGAAAAAACUGAAGUACACGAAGGAAAGUUUGACCAUAAUCGGGGACCGCAUCGAUCUGUUUCUCCAGCGGUACUGCAGAGCCUCAGAAGUCAAGCACUGGCAGAAGAAUUUCUGGCAGUUCGUCUCCCUCUUCUCAGAGAUGGAUGCAAAGCAGCUGCAGAAGCUGUAUAAGUACAUCAAGAAUAAUCAAAUGGAUAAGCUUCUGCAAAUAAUGGCUAUGAGCCCAUACACAAGCCAGUGUUCUUGGCAGAUGCAGCAGCUGCCAUCCAUUGAUUCAGACCGAGAUGGCUGUAGCCCUGUUCGACUGCUGCUGCAGGAAGAGGCUCACCUGAGAGCUAACGCUUCAGGACAGAAAUAG